Cynocephalus volans (Philippine flying lemur) is the source of this 434-nucleotide messenger RNA. It is a transcript of the gene TYROBP, whose product is annotated as transmembrane immune signaling adaptor TYROBP. The transcript has 5 exons. Gene Ontology annotation, cellular component: cell surface. Gene Ontology annotation, biological process: negative regulation of B cell proliferation; microglial cell activation involved in immune response; negative regulation of transforming growth factor beta1 production. NCBI's taxonomy places the organism in Eukaryota, Metazoa, Chordata, Mammalia, Dermoptera, Cynocephalidae. Gene Ontology annotation, molecular function: signaling receptor binding. The record is from RefSeq and is a predicted model, not a curated record. The coding region runs from base 1 to 333 and encodes 110 amino acids.
AUGAGGGGCUUUGAACCCUCCAGCAGCCUCCUGCUCCUACCUCUGCUUCUGACCGUGAGUGGUCUCGGUCCUGUCCAGGCUCAGAGCGAAUGCAACUGCUCCACGGUGAGCCCCGGGGUCUUGGCGGGGAUCGUGCUGGGGGACCUGGUGCUAACCCUGCUCAUUGCCCUGGCUGUCUACUUUCUGGGCCGGCUGGUCUCUCAGGGUCGUGGAGCUGUGGAAGUGACCCGGAAACAACACAUCACUGAGACUGAGUCGACUUAUCAGGAGCUCCAAGGUCAGAGGUCAGAUGUCUACAGCGACCUCAACACACAGAGGCAGUAUUACAAAUGAGCCAAAACCACGACAGUCAACAGCCAGAUGCCUGGAUCCAGUCAUUCCUGAUGCCCACCCAGCACCUCAUUCCUCCUCCUACCAAGACACAGAUCCACACA